AUGCAAUUCCCUUCUGCGCAGUAUUUCCUAUUGUCGAUUCCAGAGCCCCAUGUGCUGCUCAUCACCAUCAAUCGUCCAAAGCAAUUCAAUGCACUGAAUCCCGAUGCAAACUGGGAAUUGAAUAGACUGCUCGAUUGGGCCGAAGACACGGAUGACAUUUGGUGUAUUGUGAUCACGGGUGCUGGCGGAAAAGCGUUUUGUGCUGGAAUGGAUCUUGUCAACUGGAACAAGGAGAGAAAGAGUGGUUCAGAUGGUCAAGGUACCGAGAGUCACAUGCCACCCACUGGCUUUGGAGGUCUUAGCAACAGGGCCUUGGCUCGCAAACCUGUGAUUGCUGCUGUCAAUGGCUAUGCACUUGGUGGUGGCACUGAAAUGGUCAUGGCCUGUAACAUUGUGGUGGCAACCAAGAAAUCAAAGUUUGGGUUACCUGAAGUUAAACGUGGUGUCACCAUUGCUGCUGGUGGAUUGGCACGCCUAGCACGUGCUGUCAGUUAUCAAACUGUGAGCGAGAUUGCAUUGACGGGUCGACAUUUCACUGCCGAGGAAUUCAAAAACUAUGGUCUUGUUAACCAAGUCGUGGAUGACAAUGUGGAUAUUGUGCAAGCUGCUCUCGAAUGGGCAAAGAAGAUUGUAGCAAAUUCUCCAGAUGCAGUAUUUAUUACAAAGUAUGGUAUUAUGCUUGCUCUCGAACGUGGAUCUAUGUUUGAUGCUACCCAAGAAUGGAUGGAAUCGGAUGAAGCAAUUGCCUGGCGCAAUGGUGAUAACUUGACAGAAGGUUUAGCUGCAUUUGCUGGCAAAAGAGCACCCGUAUGGAAAAACCCUGCACGUGUCAUUCAUCGCAACAACAAGAGCAAAUUGUAA
This is a messenger RNA of Lichtheimia ornata, 861 nucleotides long. RefSeq lists its product as uncharacterized. The transcript is spliced from 5 exons. Gene Ontology annotation, molecular function: enoyl-CoA hydratase activity. Gene Ontology annotation, biological process: fatty acid beta-oxidation. Gene Ontology annotation, cellular component: mitochondrion. The record is from RefSeq and is a predicted model, not a curated record. Bases 1 to 861 code for a protein of 286 amino acids. Lineage: Eukaryota; Fungi; Mucoromycota; Mucoromycetes; Mucorales; Lichtheimiaceae.